GUUCAAUCUCCCGCCUCUUCUCACAUCCCAUGUCAUUCGGUCUCAUCGAAACACACAAAAUCCACACUGAAAUCCUCAGAACACAAUAAAAUGGAGAAAGGGGGUCGUGAAAUUGGUUAUCCUGGUUCUCGGCAUGUGGAUUUGAAAAGGUCGUUUAAGCUCGGUCUACAUGGCCUCCUUACCACUUGCUCCAAAGAGGAGUUCUGCAAAGCGUUUCCAAGAUUUAGCCAGACAGAGCAAGAGCGUCUCCAUAGGCUAUAUAUAGAGGUUAUUGUGUCUUUACAUCAGAAUAUUGAGGAUGAGUUUGAAGUUCUGUGCCAGGAGACGAAGGUGGGAAACGUUCUUGAUACUGUAGAGAAACUUGUGGAAGAACAAACUCUGGAUCCUCUAUACCCUGAUAAGACAAAUUUCAAAGAUGUUGCACAAGUCUUGUCCACCUUAAAGAAGAAUGAGAUCCAAAAUCUUACAAGCAUGCUGGAAAAGUCGGAAGCACAGAACAAAGUGUUGAGAAGUCGUGUUGAAUUCUUACAAAAGGAAACACAAACUUCCUCAAAUGCUGUCCAAAAGCUCCAGAUGAAGAACGCAGGAAUGUUGAAUCAAUGAACAAGCAAUACUACUGAUCCAUGAUAGCCACCAGGUUCAAAGAUUCUUGUAUGAAACUCAACUCCAAGUGAGGUUAGAUACGCCAUUAGGUUAAACUUGGAUUGUGUCACCAACAUCUUAGUGACACUGUAGACAUGCUGUUGUCUUUGUUUUCUCUAUAUUGUCCCUUUUGGAUCCUGAGGCUUUUGUUCUUGUGCUAUUUCACUUUUUUCAUAAAUCGUGCGGUCAAAUGGGGUCGGUUAUCUUUGGUUUU
Cynara cardunculus var. scolymus (artichoke) is the source of this 856-nucleotide messenger RNA. RefSeq lists its product as uncharacterized. The transcript is spliced from 8 exons. The record is from RefSeq and is a predicted model, not a curated record. Gene Ontology annotation, biological process: chromosome segregation. The coding region runs from base 91 to 603 and encodes 170 amino acids. NCBI's taxonomy places the organism in Eukaryota, Viridiplantae, Streptophyta, Magnoliopsida, Asterales, Asteraceae. Gene Ontology annotation, cellular component: MIS12/MIND type complex.